Molecule: messenger RNA, 4717 nt
Organism: Conger conger (European conger)
Lineage: Eukaryota; Metazoa; Chordata; Actinopteri; Anguilliformes; Congridae
Product: transmembrane protein 185A
Exons: 7
Coding region: 150-1202 (350 amino acids)
Source: RefSeq, a predicted model, not a curated record
AGCCGAGGUGGAUGGUGCAUGGCCUGCUGUACACAAUCUCAUCAAAACGUGUUGUCUAGACUCCGAAAGGGGCUGGCCGAGACAGGAAAAGGAGAGCGCUUAGAACGGGAUGAAUCCGACAAAGAUGAUUUAAAAUAUAAUUUCCAAUCAUGAAUCUUAGAGGAUUGUUUCAGGAUUUCAAUCCAAGCAAGUUCCUCAUUUACGCAUGCCUGUUGCUAUUCUCUGUGCUGCUGUCUCUACGGCUGGAUGGGACGAUCCAGUGGAGUUACUGGGCAGUAUUCACACCCAUUUGGCUUUGGAAGCUGAUGGUCAUCAUUGGUGCAUCUGUUGGCACAGGAGUCUGGGCCCACAACCCUCAGUACAGGGCAGAGGGUGAGACAUGCGUGGAGUUCAAGGCCAUGCUGAUAGCUGUGGGGAUCCACCUCCUGCUGCUGAUAUUUGAGGUUCUGGUGUGUGACCGCAUCGAGAGGGGCUCCCAUUUCUGGCUGCUUGUCUUCAUGCCCCUGUUCUUCGUCUCCCCCGUCUCUGUGGCAGCAUGUGUCUGGGGCUUCAGACACGACCGCUCUCUGGAGCUUGAGAUACUGUGCUCCGUGAACAUCCUUCAGUUCAUUUUCAUCGCCCUUCGGCUGGAUAAAAUCAUUAACUGGCCCUGGCUGGUGGUGUGCGUGCCACUGUGGAUCCUCAUGUCCUUCCUCUGCCUGGUGGUUCUGUACUACAUUGUUUGGUCUGUGCUCUUCCUCCGCUCCAUGGAUGUCAUAGCUGAACAGCGACGCACCCACAUCACCAUGGCAAUCAGCUGGAUGACCAUUGUUGUGCCCUUGCUCACAUUUGAGAUACUCCUGGUGCAUAAGUUGGAUGGGCACAACAACUUCAACUAUGUCCCAGUGUUUGUGCCCCUGUGGCUGUCCCUUGUCACCUUAAUGGCAACAACCUUUGGCCAGAAAGGAGGCAACCACUGGUGGUUUGGCAUCCGUAAGGAUUUCUGCCAGUUCCUGCUUGAGCUGUUCCCCUUCCUGCGGGAGUAUGGCAAUAUCUCAUACGACUUGCAUCACGAGGACCCUGAAGUGUCUGAAGAGUUGCCAGUUCCAGAACCACCCAAGAUAGCUCCAAUGUUCCGCAAGAAGACAGGGGUGGUGAUCACACAGAGCCCAGGGAAGUACUUUGUGCCCCCUCCCAAACUGUCUAUCGAAAUGCCUGACUAGAAAUAUGAAUGUGUCACCGAAAACUGCAUUUGACACAAGGAGAACAGGGAGAGCAUAAAACCUGUCUGCCUCACUUUGCCUUGUCUGGCCGAAGUUCAGGGGGAUGGCAGAUUGUCCAAGGGACAAGUCAAGUGCCAAUGUGAUGUUCUCUGUCUGAAAACACAAACCAGAAGCAAAUGGCCACCUGCCAAGAACCCUUUUUGUUCACAUUUUCCUUUUUGAACAGGAGGAUUUGCCAGUAUUAUUAUUUUCACUUUGAGAAGAAAUGCUGGCAACCUUUAGAUUGUUUACCUUCCACGCGAAUUAGUGUAUCAACACUACAUUGUGGCUGUGUUUGGGGAACAGCUGGGUUGCUUUUAAAUUAUUUGAAGGGAACCCCUCUCUGGUCUACUUCAUACAGCCACAUUGGAAAUAGGCAUGUUUUUCUGUGUCUGCACACUCCUGUAUAUAUAUUGUGCCACUAAGAAGGAUAAUGCAAAGUAUAUUCCCAUUUUUCUUCAUUGCAUUACUGCAAGAUGAAAAUUGAGCAAUAUGUAUGACUGGCUAGCCUAAGCAUCUCUAGAUUUCCUCAACCAAAAUGAUUUGGACUAACUUAAAUGUAACUUUACUCUAAGGGCAGAUGUAUGAUUUCACUGCAGCAGAGAAUUUGCUAGGCAUUGUUCUUGUGGAAGGCUAGAUGACUUUCAAAAUGAUUGGUGGUGAAUCAGAAACAUUGUUUAGCUGAUGCUUGGACAGUUGCUUGACUUUUUUUUGGAAAACCUGUCAUGUUGCUGUGGAUGGAUGACAGAAGGAUGGAUCUCUACAGAUUUGCAAAAAUACUCUGACUGAAGAAUAGUCUCAAAGGACUCAUCACACUGUGAAACAGUUGAACUGCUACCAUAAAAGGCAGGCACGAUCAUCGGUGAAAGUGGCAGUGUAUGCUGAUUCUCCCCUUUCCUUUUUUCAUCAAGCUGAUGACUGAUAGUUAUACUGCUUAAUUUAUACAAUUCUGGACUGUUCCUUUUCUAACACUUGCUCUCAGUAUGACCCCAAACUGGCACCAUUUAGCCAGUGCUUUUACAGGUUUGGCAGUUCUCUUUUUAAAUUCUGUUUAAAUUUCUGUUGUAUUUCAUGUCCUUGCUUGGCUGCAAUCCCGGAAUAACUGAAAUUUGGUUUAAGGGCACCUAGCGCUGUGCUCCAAAGACCACUUUUGGAUUUUUCUGCAGUUAUGUAAUAUAUUUUUUAUUUUUAUUUUUAUCUUUUAAUUUUAAACAUUCUGGGGAAGUAAUCUUAAUAAUUUGCUGUCACCCAUUUCACUGAAUUAAACAAUCCAGGUUAAUGAGUCUUCCAUGACACAAUUGUAAAUCCAAAGUAUUUUCAUUCUCAUUUUCUCCCAGGGGUUUCCUUUCCAGACACCCAUCAGGUGUUGUGAUAAAAUCCAUGAUCCCUUAGAACAUGUAUUUUGGUCACUUGAAGGCAGAGCACAGACUACGUGGCAGUGCCAAAAAAAGACCAGCAGGUGGCACUAUUAUCUUUUCAAGGUAUUGAGAGCCACCAAGAAUGACAGCCUACAAAUCUGUAUGACAUAAACUAUUGUACCGUGUCCAGAGCUGGAAGGCCAUUUAAAUAGUUCCGACAUAAAACCCACGGGCAGUGGCACUCAAGCGUCAAGCUCAGGAAAGUGCAACCGCUGUAUCCGUUCUGUUUUUUUCCCUCCUCUUCAACUAUUGAAAUAUUUAACAGUUUUUCUAUCUCUAUUCAGCCAAGAAUAAUCUUAAAGGGCUCUGUCAGAUUGUUUGCUUUGUCUUUUUAUCUAAAAUUCAAUGGAAGUUUUACUCAAAUUACAUCCAAGAAGCUAAUAAUUUUGCUGCCUCUAAAAACUUUAAAGACUUAAGGACAGCCUUUGCCCUAGAGGACAAUUUUAGGGAUUUAUAUUUUCUAGUAAGAAAUUCAUUAACUGCUGCAAUGUAAUAACUAUUCACUUUUCUUCCAUCACCUCUGGCGCUCCUCCUCCCUUCUCAAAUACACUUUGUAAUACCUUCUUAGGGGGCCAAGCAUGCAGCCUCUUGUAUCCCCUGGUUUUAUUAGGGGCCCAAACCCUAUUGUUUUAUCGGUCCAAACAGCAAAGCUGCUGGAACCCUGUUGUUUUGCUAGGAUUCCUUUUAUUAUUAUUUUUAUUUCUGCUCUUACAGCAAUGAGCUAGAAUGGCCCAGAAUCGCCAAACGUCGUAGGCUUUUUUGGAUAGCUGAACUCUUAGAUCCAUUAAAUUAUGGCACAAAUGUACCACCUGGUGGCGCUGUAGUGCCCAUUGACAUUCACAGGCCCAGCCCCCAUGCCUGUUUGCCCUAGAGUCACAAACUCCUCUCCCCAUGAGGAACAAAUUUGCCUCAAGGAUCCAUUCAAGGAUUUUUUGCUAAUUAGCAUUUUUGAAAAGCACUUAUUGCUUCUUCUACAAAAUUUUGGUAUUUUGGCUCAUCUGAUAUUUAUUUAUACAGCUUUGCCUUUCUAGUGGUUAAGUAAAAAUGAGGCCCAAUGACAAGCCAAUUAAUUUUCAAUGGGCAUGGUUUAUCACAGAAACGCUAAUAAUUCCAAAACCGUUUGGUAUGUGCAUUAACAAUAAGAUCUUGACUCUUUGCCAAAUCCAACAACAUGGUGGCACUAUAGUGGUCAAAAUAUACAUGAAAAUUGAUGUGGUGGUACAUGGUUUCCGCAUGUACCACCAAGGAAGCAAGCACAAUUUUGUUCUACUCGGUAAGCAGGUGGCUCUAUUGUUGGGGAAAAUAUACAAUUGGCCAUAACUCCUGAAGCAAAUUACCAAAUGUCUUGUGAUGUUGUAUGCUACAGGUAUGUCUUGGCCACAGGUACAGACAGUCCAUUUAUGAAUGUUCAAAAAACAUCAGAAUUCAUUAGGCAGACUUACCAAGGUCUAAUCAACUUGAAAUUAGGUACAUGUACUCACUGUCUCUUGGAUUGGAAAUGGUUUAUCUAUUUUCCUUUGUCCACAGAAUGAGACCUGUAAAACUUGGCACAGUGGCACAGGAUACCUCCCUAUGGCCACUGAGUGAUUUUAGCACUGAUUGGCCACUUGUUAAGUGGCAUGACAUUGGCUGUGUGUGUUUGGACCACGUGUAGCUGUGCUUGCAGCUAUAUUUUUGUAUUAAUUUCCCCCAGAUGUUGCUCCAAGUUCCUUUUGGUUGUCAUGGUAAUCAAUGAGAUUAUUCACCCUCCUUUUUUGUACUAGAUUUAUGUCUUUGGGGUCCUGCAACCACAGUUGUUGUGUUUCCUGGAAUUUAGUCUCUUUCUGUUGUAUAACAUUUUUAGUGUCUUGUUCUCUUAAGGUACAUCCGCUCUCAGCAGGUAUGAGAGCUGCCUGGCAAGUACCAUUGUUAUUAUUAUCAUUGUUUGGUUUGGACCAAUAUUUUUGUGGUAUUGACAAGUCUUUUGAAGUCUUGAAUGCAAUAUGUGUAUUAAUUACUAUUACUGUAAUUUCUUGGUUUUGAAACUAAUAAUAAAACACACAGUUGAAAAAUACCCCA